UUAAAAUCCCUCGCUAGUCUUCCAACCCUAGACGCCGCUGCCGCUGCCGCUGCUUCCCCUGCGAUUCUGCGACGUGUCCUCCAUUGUCGUCGACGAAGCAAGCAGAACCAGAAGCCGACGCCGCCGUCUCCCGUCCUCCCCUGCCGUCGCCUCCGCCUCCGCCUAUCAUCUCUAACUCUACAAUAGAUUAACUUGAUGAAUGCCAAUUGACUAUUUGAAUUGUUUUGAUUUUCAAAAGUGUUCAUUACUUUUCUGACCUCACUGAACAAAAUUCCUGCAUACACCACUGCCAGUCACCCCAUACAGACUAGAGUGAGUAGGUAUUGAGCUGAAACGGUGAAGAAAAUGAGGGAAGAAGAAAUCGACAGGCUGAGAGGGGUGGUGAGGGACUGCAUGAGCAAGCACUUGUACUCGUCAGCAAUCUUCUUUGCCGAUAAAGUGGCGGCGAUAACGUCAGACCCCACAGACAUCUACAUGCAAGCGCAAGCUCUCUACCUCGGUGGACACUACCGCCGUGCAUUCCACCUCCUCAAUGCCUCCCAAAUUGUUCUCCGUGAUCUCCGCUUCCGUUAUCUUGCUGCUAAGUGCCUGGGGGAAUUGAAAGAGUGGGAUCAAUGCCAACUAGUUCUUGGUAAUGCAAAUGUGGAUGAACAUGGAAAUGUUACUGAACUUGGGGAUUGUAGUAGCAUGUACCUGGACAAGGAUGGUGAAGAUCGUGAAAUCAAUGUAUGUUAAUUCCUUGGGAGGGGGAGGAGGUUCACCUUGGUUUUCUUUCUGUGAAUUGCAAUUGUAAUUGUAGUCU
Ipomoea triloba (trilobed morning glory) is the source of this 802-nucleotide messenger RNA. RefSeq names its product anaphase-promoting complex subunit 6-like. Bases 346 to 735 code for a protein of 129 amino acids. The transcript is spliced from 2 exons. The record is from RefSeq and is a predicted model, not a curated record. NCBI's taxonomy places the organism in Eukaryota, Viridiplantae, Streptophyta, Magnoliopsida, Solanales, Convolvulaceae. Gene Ontology annotation, molecular function: protein binding.